Molecule: messenger RNA, 462 nt
Organism: Saccostrea cuccullata (small rock oyster)
Lineage: Eukaryota; Metazoa; Mollusca; Bivalvia; Ostreida; Ostreidae
Exons: 1
Coding region: 1-462 (153 amino acids)
Biological process (GO): proteolysis
Molecular function (GO): aspartic-type endopeptidase activity
Source: RefSeq, a predicted model, not a curated record
AUGAAAUCUGGUGAAAACCGUGUGAAAGGCCCAUAUGCUGAAGUAUCCGUAAACAAACACAAGCUCAAGUUACUGGUGGAUAGUGGUUCAUCUGUAAACAUACUGGACGAAGCUGAUUACAUUAAAGUAGGAAGACCCAAGCUUCGACGAAGGAAGGAACAUUGUGAACUUGUGCCUUAUGGAGGUGGUAAAAUCCCAGUUCUAGGGACUUGUGAUUUGACAUUAGAAAGAGAGAAGAGCUAUGAUAUUGUGAGGUUCUAUGUGGUGAAAGGUGUAAAUGGAUCCUUGUUAGGCUACCCCACUGCUGAUAGCCUACAAAUCAUCAAACUAGUGAACAAUGUAAAUGACAUCAAGAAGAAAGUGGAAGAUGACUUUCCUCAGUUAUUUCAAGGCAUUGGGAAAUUAAGUAAUCAUCAAGUGAAGAUUCACAUUGACACGACUGUCAAACCAGUGGCUCAGUAG